Molecule: messenger RNA, 1122 nt
Organism: Daktulosphaira vitifoliae (grape phylloxera)
Lineage: Eukaryota; Metazoa; Arthropoda; Insecta; Hemiptera; Phylloxeridae
Exons: 2
Source: RefSeq, a predicted model, not a curated record
AAACUUGAAGAAACCCUAAAAACUCUAACAGGGAGAAUUCAAGAUCAUAGUAUGGCCACUGCACAAGAUCAGUUAAUUUCUUUAAUGAAGCAAAUAGAUGAAGAAAAAGAAAAAUAUCAAAAUUUAUUGUUCACAAAUGAAGAGAAAAAUGUUGCUAAUAUAGAACUACAAAAUAAAAAUAGCGAAUUAUUAAUAAAAAUUAAAGAGUUAGAAGUUGACUUAGAUAAAGAGAGAAAUUUAGCAAAAGAUGUAGAAAUUGAAACUAUGAAAAUUUUUGAAAAAGAAGAAGAACUUUGUAGAGUAAAAGAAGAAUUGGAAUCUCUGAAAAACGUUAUAAGUAAUAACAAAGACGAGUUACAAAAAUCAGUGUCUAAUUUAAGUUCCGAGGUCAAUGACAAAGACAUUUUAUUAAAUACACUUCGCCAACAACUUAAUGAGUGUACUCAAACUAAUGAACGUUUGUUAAAGGAAGUAAAUGAAAAAUUAGAAACAACUACUGAACAUUUAAACAAAAUUAUAGAAGAAAAAAAUAAAAAAAUUGAACAAAGUCAAGAAAUGAUCGAUCAGUUAAAUGAAGGAAUUAAAUCAUUGAAUAUAUUAAAAAAUGAAGAACAUGAUGAAAUUAUUGUUGGUUUAAAAAAUGAAAUUAUCAAGUUGAAGAAUGAUAAUAAAGUUAUGAUAGAAUUAAAAGAUGAAAAUAUGAAAGUUCAACUCGAGAUUUAUGAAAAAAAACUUCAAGAGUUAAAUAAUGAACUUUUAAUUUUAACCAAAACUAAAACUCAAGAAAUUAGCGAACUGCAAAAUAAAGUUAGUGACUUGAUGUCCUCACAAUCUAAAGAUAAAGAGCUGAUUAAUAAAUUAAAAGUACAAGUAAAUGCGACAAUUGAUGACUUAAAGAAACAAAAAAAUGAUAAUAUUGAUUUUUACAAAAAACUGCUAAAAGAUUCUCAUGAAAAACAAACUGAAAUUGCCUCAGAAACCAUAGAACAAUUACAAAACCUGUUUGAUCAAUCAAUAAUGGAUAAAAAUAAAAAAAUCGAAUCAUGUAAUGUAACUUUAUUAUAUGUAAAAGAACAAAUUAUUAAAUCUAAAACUAAAAUUGAAGCAUAUUAUGAAGCUAAA